AUGAGCAGUGGCAUGAACUGGAGUCCCUCCUGUAGAUAUGCAAUUGGCCGUGAACCUGUAACAGUAGGACCUGAUGGACUUGAAGAAUCCCAUGUCAAAAUGAAUACUUCACCGCAGAUGACAGUGGAGAAUCUGUUGAACCAAGCAAAUUCCUUGGAUGCUUCAGAUCCUGCCAAUGAGCAGGAAUGGCCUUCUCUUUCUGCUAGUGGUAGUUCUGGUGCAAAGGGUAGAAGAAGAACUAGGAUUGACUUGGGAACCCAGCUUUGGCAAAGACCCAAGGACAGAGCAAGAGACAGUCGAUCAUUACAACACGGAACCUCAUUUAUAGCAAAUUCUACAAGCCAUCAGGACGGACCUUCUUUGCCUACAAGAUUUGGGAAGAAGCAUAUGCUUCCUUCCAUUCGAAAAUCCACACUUAAUCAAACGCAUCCUGCACAUGCAUCUGGGAAUGAAAAUUCAGCUUGUGUCAAGGGUCUACCUGUGGUUCUUCCAUUUGAUAUCUGCCUCACUAAAAGCAGAAAUUCUGCCAAGUGCAAUGCUUCUCUGUAUGCAGAGAGUAGGGACUACCACAAUGAGUUGGAGCACUCUAAAGAAGAGGCUGGACAAGUGCUGAGGCCAGGGAUGAUUCUCCUAAAAAAUUAUCUUGCUCUCACUGAACAGGUUGAAACCGUAAAGAAAUGUCAAGAAUUAGGUCUUGGCCCAGGAGGGUUUUACCAACCUGGUUACCAAGAUGGGGCAAAACUUCGUCUACAGAUGAUGUGUCUUGGUCUGAAUUGGGAUCCUCAGACAAGAAAAUAUGAAGACCGACGCCUAAUUGAUGGUUCUAAACCCCCUGGUAUUCCUCAUGAAUUUAGUUUGUUGGUUAAAAGAGCAAUGACAGAUUCUCAUGACCUACUCAAAAAGCACUGCAGAAUAAGUGACGCAGAGGACAUAAUUCCUCAGAUGUCUCCAGACAUAUGCAUAGUCAACUUCUACGGAACCAGCGGGCGACUUGGUCUCCAUCAGGAUCGUGAUGAAGGCAAAGAAAGUCUUCAUAAAGGACUACCUGUAGUCUCCUUCUCUGUUGGUGACACGGCAGAAUUCUUGUAUGGGGAUCAGAGGGAAGUUGAUAAGGCAGAGAAAGUGCUACUGGAGUCGGGAGAUGUAUUGAUAUUUGGUGGCAAAGCUAGACAUAUUUUCCAUGGAGUGUUGUCCAUUAUUCCAAACUCAGCUCCUCGUGCCCUGUUGGAAGAAACAAAUCUCCGCCCUGGUCGUCUCAAUCUUACCUUUAGACAAUUCUGAUAAAGUGCUGUUUACAAUAGAGUUUCCAUUUAAUGGUGUCAACUGUCAAGUCAACAUAAGAGAAUCGCCAUCCCCUGUCAACGGUUCAAUGUAAGUUGUAUGUAGACAACUUUAGUUCACCACAAUUAGCAUUUUGAUCUUAGAUAAAAGAAUAUUUUGAAUAUUGUUGAAAAUUCAGACCAGGAAAAGAUGAUGAUGAUGAUGAUUUUGAUUUUGAUUUUAAUUUUGAUUGUAGUGAUGCGUUGAUUUUAUUAUAAUAAUCGAG
This is a messenger RNA of Ilex paraguariensis (yerba mate), 1546 nucleotides long. Lineage: Eukaryota; Viridiplantae; Streptophyta; Magnoliopsida; Aquifoliales; Aquifoliaceae. The record is from the annotation of a GenBank genome assembly.